AUGAAUCCAACAAAACUCAUCACGGACUACUUGGUCGUUGGAGCCGGAGCUGCUUCCAUGGCCUUUGUGGAUACUAUCUUGGCGGAACAGCCAAAUGCGACGGUGUCCAUUGUCGACAAGCACAAUGCUCCUGGCGGGCACUGGAACGAUGCAUAUGGCUUUGUUCGUCUCCACCAACCAACUCUACUGUAUGGAGUCGCCAGCAAACAAAUGGAAGGCACCUGGCUGAAGCUUUGCCUACGUGGCGUCUUGCCCUGGCAACAUCGAGCCUCCAAGGAAGAAAUUCUAGCUCACUACAAGCUGCUCAUGGACCAAUGGGUAGCUUCUGGACGUGUCAAAUACUACCCACACUGCACAUACCAGUUUGAUCAAACCGAGGGAAACAUCCAUUCCUUUGUGGAAAAUGCUACCAAAACGACUCGUUCCAUUGAGGUGCGCAAGAAACUAGUCAACGGCGUUCUGGGCGAAUGCCGAGUGCCCAGUCAGACUCCACCUCAGUUUCAUGUCGAUAAAGGCGUCCCUAUCGUGACACCCAACCAAAUCUUUGAUGAUCACUUGGCUAACAAAAAGAAUCGCUCUGGCAGGAAACACAAAAACAAGGUGGACAGUGAUAAGCGCUAUGUCGUCCUUGGAUGUGGCAAGACUGCAUUGGACACGGUAGUGUUUCUGCAGCAAAAGAUGAAGGUAUCUGCCAGGAAUAUUGCAUGGGUGGCACCCAACGACAUUUGGAUGCUCCGACGAUCGGGACCGGGAUCUCCGUGGUCUUGGGGAGAUGCUCUGUUGAAAUGCAAUGGAGACCCAGACAAGGCUGGUAUGAUGCUCGAAGAACAAGAGGUCUUUGCCCGUCUUACCCACGCCGUCAAGCCAACACGGUUUCGUUUCCCUGUGAUUGGUGACGAAGAAUUGGAGAUUGCACAAAAGGUCAAGGACAUGAUUCGUCGUGGGCGCGUCACAGCGAUUGAGAAACUACCAAACGGAUCCUGCAAGGUCUCCUUUACCGAGUCAGAGGAGCCAAUGAUCUUUGGCGACAACUAUACAUUUGUGCAUUGUACCAGCCCAGGGCCCUUCAACGACAAUCACAUUCGAGAUGUUUUCCCAUCCGAAAACACAAUCAAUUUGCUCUUCUUGUACGCCCCGCCUGUACCAAUCUCCAUGAGUUCGAUUGCGUCUCUCGAGAGUCGGCUACAGAACGGCACUUUGGAUAUGGAUUUUGCCCGUAGACUUCUGAUGGAGAACAAGGAUGGUGCACAAUCCUCCGAUGACACGGACGUACUCAAUGCCAUCCUUGGCAGUUACGGUAUUUCAAUCUUUCCGGAAGACAAACUGGAAAUGGCAAAGCACCACAUGGAACCGAUCAAGACUCUGGCAGUGUUUCUUUCCAUUUUGGAUAAGGAUCCGUUGGUGGGACACAAGUGGCUCAAGCAGAACCGGUUGUCAUUCUUCAGCAUCCCUGGAUUCAAGGGAGAAGUUUGUGAGAAUCUGCAUCGCAUGAUUGAAGCCAAGGACAACUUCCGGUUCAGUGACGAAGAAGUCGACAAGCUGAAGCUGUUGGCGGAAAAACUGCAACCACUUCAAGGGAUGUAA
Seminavis robusta is the source of this 1584-nucleotide messenger RNA. The record is from the annotation of a GenBank genome assembly. Lineage: Eukaryota; Bacillariophyta; Bacillariophyceae; Naviculales; Naviculaceae.